Molecule: messenger RNA, 1257 nt
Organism: Fonsecaea nubica
Lineage: Eukaryota; Fungi; Ascomycota; Eurotiomycetes; Chaetothyriales; Herpotrichiellaceae
Exons: 4
Coding region: 1-1257 (418 amino acids)
Source: RefSeq, a predicted model, not a curated record
AUGUCUGGUAGCGAUACUGGUCAAGGUGGUAUCUAUGAACCCCUCCUCCCUCCAUUACAAGACAUCACCCCAAAGGAUCGUGGUCCAAUCGCCCUGGCCACGGCAGUGACCCUGCUCGUCAUUUCUUCGUUGACUGUGGGCGUCAAACUAUGGACGAGAUAUGCCACGACUCGAAACUUUGGUGCGAAUGACAUUGCAAUGUUUGCGGCUAUUACAUUGGCAUACGGCCAAACUAUUUCCCUCUCCCUUGCCGCUCAGAAGGGGUUGGGUCGACACCAGACUGCGAUUCAGGAACCGGAUCUCAUUGAGUUUAGCAAAUUGUUUUUUGCUUCCAACAUUCUUCUCAUCCUGGCGUUGGCCUGUGCCAAAGCAGCGGUGACUCUGCUUAUCAUUGCCAUCAAGCCGCUACGAGCCAUCAUGUUUGCCUGUUAUGGGAUGCUCGGCUGCAUUGCACUCUGGGGAGUAGUCAGCGUCUUCGUCGUUGCCUUUCAAUGCUCACCAAACCGUUGGUCACUCGGCCCCAGCUCAGGCCCCGACGCACAGACUUGCAUCGAUCAAUAUGCGAUGCAGGUGGCAGUGCGAGCCGUGGAUAUCGCAAUCGACGUAGGAAUCGUGCUCCUACCAGCACUGAUGAUGCGAUCGGUACAAGUUCCGAAUGCUAAGCGGUGGAUGGUGGUCACACUGUUCGCUAUCAGACUGGCGACACCCGUAUUCACAGCAGUCUCGAUUGUCGCAUACGACGACUUCUAUCACUCUGUUCCCCAAGAUCGCUCCUGGCACGCCGUCACACCCUCCGUUUGGACGUCCUGUGCCUUGAACCUGUCAAUUGUCACGGCCUGCAUUCCCUCAAUCAAGCGCUUCCUGGCCGACUGGGCCGCGGGUCUCAGUGCCAUAACCAUAUCUGAGCCCUUCGAACUGGAGCAUUCCGCUGGCAAGACCGGUGCCGGGCUCACAUACGCCGCGGGCAGCGGCAUGGGAAGCAAGAUCGCCACAAGAUUGGGAUUUGCGACCACCAGCAAGGCCGAAAUCACGUCUACGGUGCGCAGCCGUAGCGACAAUGACGACGACGACACGAUUUUGAACACAUCGAGAAAUCGCUCGCGGGGCGCCAACGGGCGACAGCCAGACAAUACAUCCGAGAGCGUCAAAGGUCUCACGGACGGUGUGAUCAUGCACUCGAUCGAUUACCGUGUCGAGUACGAAGACCCGACGAUCGAUCAUCGCGACUGGAGCAGUCGUAGCAGUGGCGGUCGCUGA